AAGAAUAUUAUUUUUACAAACUCCUUUUUAAAUAUUUCACCAUGGAUGAGGCAUUUGCACACGUCGAGAUCAAAAAUAGGAGACAAGACAAGGAAGGAUUGGUCCCGCCUGAUGGAGGUUGGGGUUAUGUUGUUGCUAUUGGCGUAGGAUUGACAUUUAUGCUGGGUUUUGGUUCAUCCAAUGCUUUUGGAAUCUUGUUCAAUAAUUUCUUCCUAGAACAGGACGGUGCUAGUGGAUUAACCCUUGUUAUAGGAGUGCACAGUGGAGCAUUAUCUAUUACAGGUUUCCUAAGUGGAAUUGCGUUGAAAAAGUAUUCAUUUCGUCAAGUGGGACUUGUUGGCGCUGGACUAUUUGUUCUUGGAGAUAUACUGACUAUUUUCGUGCAGAGAACAUAUCAAUUGGUGUUCACUUUUGGCGUUAUUAGAGGCGCUGGUUUUGGUGUGAUGGUGCCAGUUAGUUUUACAGCUUUCAACUGUUAUUUUACGAAAAAGCGAACAACAAUGAUGAGCGCAAACCAAACCAUGAGUAGUUUGGCAUCUAUCACGUUUCCCAUGUUGGUGACUCUUCUUCUGUCUGAAUACGGAUUCAGGUGGACAUUAGCUAUAAUCAUGGCUAUAGAUCUUCAUCUACUAUUUGCUAUGUUGGUCAUGCAUCCUGUUGAAUGGUAUUUAGUUAAAUCUAUAGAAAAAGACAAGGAAGUAGAAUUAUCAUCAAAAUGCAAUGAGAAUGUAAAAAAAUUAGAAACUGUAAAUAAUGACGAAUCUAUAAUAAAAAUAUCACCCGUUAAAAUUAAAGAUAAUGAUUCUAUAGAUGAAGAAACUAAGGAUCGACAUAAAUCUAUUCAAAAGAGUAUUAUAAAAAUUAUCUAUGAUAACGUGGAGUUAGAUUUAUUAAAAGACCCCAGAUUCGUCAGUACUUUAAUUGGUAUUGGAUUUGCCUUUGUCUCCGAUGUUACGUAUUUGGCAAUGGAACCAAUGCUUCUCUUCUCUUAUGGUUUUACUCAGAUGGAGGUAGCAACUUGCGUAAUGGUUGGAGCUAUAGCAGACUUGCUUGCAAGAUUUCUUCUAGCUUUAUUUACAUAUUUCUACGCAGUUGACAGUCGGAAGCUCUUUUUUGGUGGAACAUGUAUCACAAUAUUUUUGCGUAUCGCUUUAGUGUGUUCCAGUAAUCUUUGGUACGUCUUUAUAGUGACUGCACUGUCAGGACUAGUCAGAUGUGCGGUUCAGGUAUUAUUCCCGCUGGUGCUAAUAGCAGCUGCUCCAGAUAGAUUUCCAGCUGCUUUGGCACUACAUAUAUUAUUUUCUGGUGUAUUAAUGCUUCUAGCUGAUCCAUUAAUAGGUGUGUUGUAUGAGGCUACGGGCAGCUACGUGUACUGCUUUAUAGGAAUGAGUACGUGUUGCUUAGUGUGCGUAGUCCUUUGGACUGUUGAAUACUUCAUUUAUCAUAAAACUACAUGUGAACUUGUUUAACGUUAAUUGAGGUAAAUUACAUCAUUAAUAUUUGUGCCUUUCAAAAUAACUAAACAGUACAAUCUGUGUCAGUUGAGACUGUUACAAGAACAAUGACAUUUGUUAUCAUAGUGCCUAUCUUAUGAAAUAACUAAGUACUAUAUUAGGUAAGUAGGUAAUAAUAAUUCUAUGCAGGAUAAUUAGAUUAAGUGUUCGUCUGAAUAAAUAUUGUUCUAUUUUCAUAUUAUAAUCAUUAAAAUAUGGAAAUUUAAUGUCUACUAUAUUUGAAUUUCAUUUUAAAAUACUAAUGAUA
Molecule: messenger RNA, 1761 nt
Organism: Achroia grisella
Lineage: Eukaryota; Metazoa; Arthropoda; Insecta; Lepidoptera; Pyralidae
Product: monocarboxylate transporter 7-like
Exons: 9
Coding region: 42-1469 (475 amino acids)
Biological process (GO): monocarboxylic acid transport; transmembrane transport
Molecular function (GO): monocarboxylic acid transmembrane transporter activity
Source: RefSeq, a predicted model, not a curated record